GGUCCCAGAUGUUAAAUGAAUUCUGUGUCGCCUGCUUCAGUACAAUACCUGAAUCACGAUGAGCUGCCCCACGCCGACGGACAGCAGCUCUUUAGCGCCCGGGCCGGCAGCAGCCAUGUGGGGGGCUCUGCCCACGGCCAGCACAGCGAGCUGGACGAAGUGGACAAGAUUAAGUGUAAAGUCCUUUCUGUCUGGAACAAAGUGAAGUAUGGUUGGACAGUCAAGAGCAAAACCAAUUUCAGCAAGCUCUCCCCGGUCUACCUCUUUGGCUACAUUUACCAUUUUGAACGAGAGGAGGACGUGGAGCGUUUCCAGAAGGACUUUGCGUCCCGCGUCUGGCUGACCUACCGGAGGGAGUUUCAGCAGCUGGAGGGCACGACGUGGACUACGGACUGCGGCUGGGGCUGCAUGCUGCGGAGUGGGCAGAUGCUGCUGGCCCAGGGACUCCUCGUCCAUUUCCUUGGCAGAGACUGGACCUGGUCAGAUGCCUUACUCGUCAACCAGUUGGCUGAGACGGAACCUGGGAAAAGUUCCUCUUCAUCCCGCCCCGGCACUGCCCUCCUGCCUCAGACGCCUCCCCUCCCAGCUCAUAGGGGCAGGGCCCCCUCAGACCCCCAGAGCCCCCCGCGCCCCUGCAGCCCCGACGAACGGGAGAAGGAGCGCCGUCACCGCAAGAUCAUCUCGUGGUUCGCGGAUCGGCCAGAAGCACCUUUUGGGAUCCACCAUCUCGUUGACCUCGGGCGCAGUUCGGGGAAGAAAGCCGGGGACUGGUACGGGCCUUCUAUCACAGCCCACAUUGUGAGGAAAGCCGUGGAUUGCUGUUCGGAAGCGGGAAGCCUGGCUGUGUACGUGUCUCAGGACUGCACAGUGUACAAAGGGGACGUGGAGAACCUGGCCAGCAGGAACCAAGGGAGGGCAGCGUGGGACUCCUGCGCAGAGUGGAGCGCGGUCAUCAUCCUGGUGCCCAUGCGCUUGGGCGGGGAGAACCUCAACCCUGCCUACGUGGACUGUGUUAAGGAGCUUCUGAGGCUGGAUUCCUGCAUCGGGAUCAUUGGCGGAAAACCCAGGCACUCUCUGUACUUCGUCGGAUAUCAAGAUGACUUCCUCCUUUACCUGGACCCUCACUACUGCCAGCCCUUUGUGGACACCACCCAGGAGGACUUCCUCUUGGAGUCCUUCCACUGCAACUUCCCCCGGAAAACGGCAUUCAGCAAGAUGGAUCCCAGCUGCACCAUUGGUUUCUACGCCCGUCACAGCGGCGAGUUUGAGCGGCUGUGUUCGAAGCUGAUCCAGGUCCUGAACUCCGCAUCCGUCAAAGAGAGGUACCCCAUGUUCUCAGUCGUGGAGGGCUGUUCCCAGGCGUACGGCUUGGAUGAACAGGGCUCCCAUUUCUCCCAGCAGACGAAGCAAACCCAGCGUUGCACCAAGCGGGAGAGGGCGAAAAAGCCCACCGCGGAGGAGUUUGUCGUCUUAUGA
Molecule: messenger RNA, 1476 nt
Organism: Euleptes europaea (tarantolino)
Lineage: Eukaryota; Metazoa; Chordata; Lepidosauria; Squamata; Sphaerodactylidae
Gene: ATG4D
Product: autophagy related 4D cysteine peptidase
Exons: 10
Coding region: 16-1476 (486 amino acids)
Molecular function (GO): protein-phosphatidylethanolamide deconjugating activity
Source: RefSeq, a predicted model, not a curated record